CGCGUCACCAUGGCAACAAUGCCCCCUUGCCUUGGGAUAUCCUCGGCUGUUUUUCAACAGUUAUUAUCGAGCUCCUACGAUUAACUUCAACCAUGUCCAAUGCAGUAGUAUAUAGUCUGGGUUUUAAUUAAAAGACAUAAGAUGACGGAUAUUUUGUGCAGGUGGCUGAACGAGGAACUCAAGCUGUCAAAAGCGAUUGAGCCAAAGACCUUUGCCAAGGAUUUCUCCAGUGGCUACCUAAUUGGGGAAGUUCUUCAUAAAUAUCAGAUGCAAAAUGAUUUCAGUAUGUUUAUGAAAAAAGACACCCCCAUCUCCAGAAUGAAUAAUUUCACCCGCCUUGAGCCCACACUCAAGUUACUUGGGAUCUCCUUCAACCUGAACACAGCUCAGGACCUGAUGCAGGAGAAGCAGGGUGUUGCCACACGCCUCCUCUACCAGCUCUAUGUCACCCUUGAAAAGAAGAAGAAAGGAGACAUCAGUGGCACAUUGAUGGAAAUCAUGCAACCCGCAGCCAAAGCAGGCUUGCACAAAAAGGAGCAUGAAAUCUACUCUGAUCGACUGCAUCAAGUGGUAAAGCGUGAUGCAGAUCAAAAGCUACAGAAAAUUUCGCAGCACUAUGAAGAGAAGUACCAGCCAAUGGACGACAGGUUUGAGAUGACCCGUCCCAUCCAGCAACAGAGACCACUCAGAGUCCAGGAUGAGAAGAGAAUGAACAACAGUGAGAAGUUGUUGGUGUCUCGUGAGAAGCAAAAACGCAUCAUUACUUGUAACCUGGCCGCUACUGUCCAGGUGCCCAAGCCACCUCCCUACACUUCACAGCUCAACCUUAAAAGAAGGCAACAACAGCAUCAACGCCAUGAACAAGAAGCGCAGACUGUCAAGACUGAAAUAGCCCAGUUCGAGACAAGGAAGAAAUUGCUUACUUAUGCUGUUCCUUCCUCUUCAAGUGGUCAGCCUGUCCCUAGAGAUGUUGUUCCUGGUGGCAGCAGCCAGGGCUGUGAGCUCCCUGAAAGUGGAACUAAGCUGACCUUACAAUCUUAUAGCAAGUAUAUACAGAAUAUCCGACAGAGGCUUGAGGAAAGUGCUGGAGCUCGGGAAAAGAGAGAGAAAAGACGGGACAGAUUCCUGGUGGAGCAGCUCAAGGCCCAUGAAGCUCAAGAGGAUGCCCGGCGAGAUGAGCAGCUGGUGAAGCGUCUGACACGUCAGACCCAGCAGGAGCACCGUUUGGCAACUCAGCUUCUGCAGAUACGCAUGCAGAAGGAUGUGAUACGGGAGAACCGGCUGUUCAGAGAGCAGCAGUACCAGCAGCGGAGAGAGAAGGACUUCCUGGAAGCUCUGGAGAGGGAGGCGGCUUUGGCUCAGCAGGCUAAAUUGGACCGUGCCGAAGAUAUCCUAAAGGAGCGUGAAUUCUGUAAGAGGAAUGCUGCUGAGCGAGCUCAGAGCAGAUACAAGAAGCACUUUAAGAGCUGCAAGGACAUUUUGGAGCAGAUAGUGGACUUGACCACCAAGGUUGGAGAAUACCGACAGCUCACUGAGAAUCAGAUCCCAGAGAAGUCCAUGAGAGAGUGGAAAGAACUGCUGUUCAAUGGUCUGCCUCUCUAUGAGCCGAUACACUGCCAGCAGCCAGAGAUUGAGUUCACUCCCCCACUAGAUCCUGUAGAGCUUGAGAAGCAGGAGAUACUGAACAACCAGGACUAUGAUGAAUACACUAACAUGGUAGAUGAGUGGGCAUGGCCAGAGGAAGCAGGGGAAACCAAACCAACCCUGACCAACAACAACAUUCUUGGACACGUUGUCCUACGACUGAGGAACAUGGUUCAUCAACCCAUCACUAAACCCUCCUCACCCUCAUUCCCUCACUUUACCUUUAAGGCCUGUGUCCUGGGAAAGCUUUGCUCUGGCAAGACCACCUGCCUGGCCAAGUUGGCUGAAGCCCAUGGCAUCAAUAUCCUAUCUGCGGACACGCUCAUUGAAGAGGCGCUGGAUGCUAACCGAAAUGGAGAACAGGUUCGGGUCACAGAAGAGCAGGAAGAGAAAGGCAAUGAGCACUUGCUCACAUCCUGCACAUCACUGGAGCCUGACCUUGAAACUGAAGAGACAAGUAGAAAGAGCACCUUAAGACUGUCUACCCGGGCCAUGCAGGGAGCGGCUGCAGACAAAGAGCUGAGGGAAGGCAACCCCAUCCCUUAUGAUCUGGUAGUGGACAUCAUAGUAGAGGCUAUCAGGCAGGUUCCAGCUCAGUCAGGAUGGAUCCUGGAUGGCUUUCCAUUGGACAUCACCCAGGCCUUCCUGCUAGAGAGAGCCCUGGGUGGGUGUGUAGAUGAAGGGAAUUGUGUUGUGAACAGCAGGACAGACCUUGCUGCUGAUCCUAACCCACCCGAACCUCCAACACCCCCACCUCCUGUACUGGACCUGGCUCUGCUGCUGGACAUCCCUGAGGAGUGUGUGAUCAGACGAGCUUUCAGUCAUACAGAUCAAGAUAGUGCCUGUCUCAAAGACAAGACCUUGUAUCUGGCACAGAUUCCUCACAGAAUUGUAGGUUUUGAAGACACCUGGCCCAAACUAGAGGAUUGGUUUGGUGAAAAGCAAAGCAUUCUGGUUCGUAUUGAUGCAGAUGUGGACGAAGAUGAGCUUUACAAAAGGAUGGAGUCUGUCCUGCAGCAAGUUUGGAUGCAAACACAGGAAGAUGUAAUGUUGGACAGUGGGAAAGCUCCUGACUGCCCCUCUUCAGCUGAACUUCCACCUGUAGGCCAACCUCAGGACGUUUCACACGAAGCCCCCGAUCCCACAGAGUCCAAAACCAACUUAAGGCACUCUAGGAAGGCAUUUAUGUCCUCAGUGAUCAAUGAAGCCUCUCAGGGGGUCCCAGUAAACCCACCUGAGUCUCCCUGCCCAGGUUAUUCCAGCUGGGAAUAUGUGGAUGAACCCCUUCCUCCAGAAGUCCCAGGGUUCAUGUGCCCCCAUUGGGACACAGUGUGUGAUUCCUAUGUGAAAAACGUAAAGACAGUAAUGCAGCAGAUCCGCUCGCAAAGCAGUGUUAUUAACCAUCACCUAUUCAACAUCAGAGAGGACUACAAACAUUACCUUGGACGUCCUGACUUAAGGCAGGAGCUGGUGUCUCAUUGGCAAAAGGACUUCAACAGCAUACCUGACGAUAUGAGGAAAGACGAGGAUACCAAAGCAGAGCUGCAUCUGAGACUGGAUGAACUGCGUGAACGUCUUUGGGACAUUAGUGACAAGUGUAAGGAGGAGGACGAGCAAGAGAAGGCCGCUCUCAUGGGGGACGGCUGGUUGGAGGAACACACGGUCAUCCUCAUCAACUAUCACUCUAAACUCAUGCAGGUAGAGUCAGACCGUCUCCAGGAUACACUCUGUAUUCUAAGAGUCUACUAUUUGAGCAUGUGCAGAGAGGUGCUGCCUGAGCUACCCUCCAGGUUGGCUUGUAUCCCCCUUCUUGACUUCCCAGAAGUGAAGGAUCAGGACGAGAGUCCUGACUCCAAGGAGAAAAUCCAGGAUCAGACAGAACCUGUCAAGCUUCCCCAAGAUAAACUGACCUCUGACUACACGGAGGCACUCAGAGGCAUCAGCAAAUUGGUAUCAGCAGAAGCCCACCAGGGGGAGAUGAAAGGGAAGAAGGGGAAACCACAAGAGAAGGAGAAGGCACAGCAGGCCUCUGCAGAUGCAAACAAAAACGCAAAAGGGAUGAAAGGUCCACCAUCCCCCCACCUUGAACCCAGCCCUUCACCAGCUGAUACUUAUGAAGAUGUCAAACUGAAAAUACAUAAAGAAUAUGCUGCCACACUGGCUCAAGAGGAGAAUGCAGCAAAAAUGCGCAUUGCGCUGGUAAAAGGUCACGGUCUGAGGAUAGUGAACUCCCUGCAGAGUAGAGCAGAGGAGACUUUAAGCAACAUGGAGAAGUGGUUAGAAGCACACUAUCUUCCAGCCAUGAAAAGUAUUGAUCAACUCUCCGAAGUGAUCCGCCAUCAUAUUGAGGCUGGUGAUAAGUUGAAAUUUGAACUGGUGUUGGAAUGUACUGACUUCUACCUGAAUGGAGACUGCCUCAUGGUGGCUAGCCCAGCCCCCCCUCCCCGCCCAGCUCCUCUGGAGAAACCCACAGGGUCCACCCCAACAAUCACCCAGCUACAGUCCCUCCACCAACAGCUAUGCAACGUUGCUCCAUCAGGCCUCAUAUCCAGUUCUGAGUUCUACAGUUUGCUCAGGGAUCUCAUAGUUGUUACACUGGGCAAAAACACCUUGCCUGAGCCCUGGAUUAAACAGAAUGAAACACAGAUGAUGGAGAUUGUGUCUCUGCUAACAGAUGAAUAUGAGCUGAUAGACUGGCGUAAGUUUCUGCUCAGUGCUGCCCUCCCUUGGCCAUUCCCCUCCCUGUCACAGCUGCUGACUGUGCUCCAACGCUUCAAGGCAGCAGAUCGUGGAAACACAGGCUAUAUAAACGAGGAGCAGUACCUACAGACCGAGCUGUGGUUUUCCAGUGAGAGUGUCCUGCCCGUCCCAGAAGACCCCUCAGAGCCUCUACCUUAUGACCGUCUGGCUAACCUACGCAAGUUUUUUUUCCAGUUGUUUGCGGACCACUCUUUCUCUCCAUCUCGACUGGAUUAUUUAACCAUGCUGCAGUACUUUGCAGCCGACCCUAACCCCAGACAGGGCUUCAUCAGAGCGCUCAGUGUCGUGCUAGGACAACAUCUCAAGCACUCCUCCCAGGGACAUCUUGUCAAGUCGAUGCCCAGUAUAGAAGAGGCUACAGAGUUGGAUGAAGACUACAGAGAAGCAGAGUGUGCGUUAGCAUCAAGCAGUCUGCUGGGGGAACAGGAAGUGUCCAUCCCUGCUCUCCUCGCUGUCAUCUCCCAUAAAGUCACCAAAAUAAAAGACGUCAUCCACCUUCCUCCAGACUGCCUGAGUCAAGAGGAGCACACUGAGCAACUGGCACAUAUAUUCAGAGCGCUGGGCUACAUGCCUGAAGACUGUAUCCCCUUCUCCGUUCUCUCUCUGCACCCUUUCAUCCAGGAUUUGAUGGAGACCUCAACACACUUUCAGCUUGUAAACAUUCAUAGAGUGCUACUGGCUCAUCGAGAUGAAGGAGAGGCUAACAGCUCAACAGUUUCCUAAAGGAUGACACACAUAUGUUCUGCUCCACAUUGAAAAUGCUUUGGCCAAGUGUGAAGUAUUCUCGUUACAGUUACCUUUGACAUCUUCGAUUAUAUCUAUGGCUUAUUUCAUUUUUGAAUAAAUAUAUUUACAACCGUAACUUGGGUCAUCAUGUAGAAAUGUCUGUAACAAACGGUGGUUGAAAUGACAACAAUAACAUCAAUGAUGUCAGGAUUGACCCCUCUUACUCGUUUUUCCCCCCGAUACACUCCAGCAGUUUUUCUGACUGACUUGUUUUUCUAAUGACCCUUCUGACACAGAAAGGCAUUGGUUGUGGCUACAAUGAGUGCAUUGUCCAAGAUAACCUACAUCUCAAGCCUGACUUACCAGCAACUGCCUGCCAGGGCACCCUCAGCCUGUCACUGCCCCGUCAGCAGUCAUGUGUUCUGGUGGCUACUCUCUCUAGCAGUCAGUGCCGCCUGCCUAUCAAUCACAAUUACGUUGUAUGCUGUUUUCUUUUUUAAUGAGCAUGUAAAUAAGGUAAUCAGUUUUGAAAGCUGGCUGUUCUUGUGACUUGCCACUUAUUAACACAUUAAUUUCAAUUAGGUACAGGUGUCACAAUCAUAUUAUUAUCAUCAUAAAAUGCCUCUCUAUUCUUAUUGGUGGAGGGGGUCACAUUCUUCAGCAACUUUGAGAGAAUGUGACUCUUUCUUUUUGUCUGAUUUGAAACAAUAUGGGGGAUACCCCCCCCCCCCCCCCUCACACACACACACCCCUCUGACCCACCUCCCUUUCU
This is a messenger RNA of Gymnodraco acuticeps, 5902 nucleotides long. It is a transcript of the gene spef2, whose product is annotated as sperm flagellar 2. Gene Ontology annotation, cellular component: sperm midpiece; manchette. The transcript is spliced from 38 exons. Gene Ontology annotation, biological process: sperm axoneme assembly. NCBI's taxonomy places the organism in Eukaryota, Metazoa, Chordata, Actinopteri, Perciformes, Bathydraconidae. Bases 142 to 5127 code for a protein of 1661 amino acids. Gene Ontology annotation, molecular function: protein binding. The record is from RefSeq and is a predicted model, not a curated record.